Molecule: messenger RNA, 1593 nt
Organism: Dictyostelium purpureum
Lineage: Eukaryota; Evosea; Eumycetozoa; Dictyosteliales; Dictyosteliaceae
Exons: 2
Coding region: 1-1593 (530 amino acids)
Source: RefSeq, a predicted model, not a curated record
AUGCAAAAUUUCAACUCUUUGCCAAAUUAUUUAAAAUUUUUUAUUAUACAGUUACUAGUCAAAAGAGAUAACGAAAAUGAUUAUAGAUUACAAUUUUAUUUAAAUGAUAAAUUUGAUAAGCUUAGUCAUCCAGAUUGCCACCAAAAUUAUAUUUUAAACUAUUCAUUAGUAUCAAAAAGUUGGUUUGAAUAUGUUUCAAAUUCUUUUCAAGUAAUAUCAAUCCCGAUUCUUUCAGAAAUAGAUAUAAAUAAACUAUUCCCACAUUAUAGUCAAAAUAAUAAUAAUAAUCAGUUUUCAUUAUUAAAAAAAGAAAAUAUUGAAACUAUUAUAGUAGAAUCAAUACCAUCACCAAAUGAAUUAUCAAAAUAUUAUAGUGAUAAUAGUUGUAAUCAAUUAAUUAAUAACAAAAUUUUUUUAAAUUUAAAACAAAUCAUAUACAAUUUAAAAAUUGAAAACUCAAAUGAUAUAAUUAACAACUGUAACUUUUUAUUAAAGAACCAUCAGCUGCUAGAAAGUCAGCAAAUGAACGAUAAAGAACUACCAUCAUCUCCAUCAUUGUCAUCACAAUUUAUAAAUAGCAAAAUUAGAUUAAAUAUUAUAAUAGAUUCAGAUUUCAAUUUUAAAUUAUUAAAAAAAAAUUUAUAUAUAAAUCAACAAGAUAAAAACACUUCAUUAAUUAGAUUUCAAAUAGAUUUGUUUUAUUUAAACAUUUUAGAAGUAGAUAGUGAUAUAGAUUGCCAAAAAAUAAUAAAUAUAAUACAAAUGAAAUUCAAACCCAGUAAUAUAAUAAUAUCAAUACCAACAAAAGAUCAUGUUAUCAAUGACUGGUUUGAAAUGUGUGGCUCAAUUUCAAGGUCAAAGAAUUUAAAACAAUUAACAAUUUCACAAUACAAAUAUAACAAAAUACCUUUAAAUAUUUUAUUAUAUGAUUUCAAUCAAGAUAUUAGUGACACAAAUAGCAAUGGAAGUAGCAGUAGUACAAUUGGAAAUGGUACCGACUAUUAUUUUAACCCCAACAACUAUAUCAGUAAUGAUUACCCCAAAGAAAGUGAAGGUCAAGAAAAUGAAGAGCAGGAUGAAGAAGAACUUUUACCACUAUCAUAUAAUCAAAUUAUCAAUGAAUUUAGGUUACCAGAUUGUUAUAUAAAACCAUUUAAAUCAAUCAUAUUGUUAAACAACUCAAUUACCAAAUUAAAAAUUUGUGAAAUGGAAGGUUUAAUAAACAACGAGUUUUUAUCAUCACUCCUUUAUAAUAAAAAUAUUAUUGAACUAUCACUAUUCAAUUCACUCACUGUAAAUACUUCAAAAUAUCUUUUGGAAUCAAUAAUUGGUAAUGAAUCAAAUAAAAACAACUCUAUAAAACAUUUAGAUAUUAGGGGUCAAUAUAAUUACUCAACAUUAUCCAAAUCUUUUAUUUUAUUUGAUUAUAUUUUAAAUUUUAUAAAUUCCAACGAUUCAAUCUAUAAAUUAAAAUUAAAUUAUAGUAAUAAUAAUAAUAAUAAUAACAAUAACAAUAACAAUAAUAAUAAUAAUAAUAAUAUUACAACUAAACCAUUCUCAAAUAGUAAAAUUAUAGAAAUAAAAUUAAAUUAA